Neogale vison (American mink) is the source of this 273-nucleotide messenger RNA. Its product is annotated as ragulator complex protein LAMTOR5-like. The record is from RefSeq and is a predicted model, not a curated record. Gene Ontology annotation, biological process: positive regulation of TORC1 signaling; cellular response to amino acid stimulus. Lineage: Eukaryota; Metazoa; Chordata; Mammalia; Carnivora; Mustelidae. Gene Ontology annotation, cellular component: Ragulator complex; lysosome; cytoplasm. Gene Ontology annotation, molecular function: guanyl-nucleotide exchange factor activity.
AUGGAGGUGACCUUGGAGCAGCACUUGGAGGACACAAUGAAGAAUCCUUCCAUUGCUGGAACCUUGCACACAGAUUCACAAGGACUUAAUUUGGGCUUCUGUGAGAGCCUGUCAGAUGAGCAUGCUGGAGUCAUAUCUGUUCUAGACUAGCAAGGCAAGCUAACCUCAGACCCAAAUGAUUCUCCUGUGGUGUAUGUAGAAUCAGAUAACGGGAGCAUUAUGAUCCAGAAACAUGACAGCAUCACAGUAGCAGUGUGCAAAAUGACCUCUUAA